AUGACCGGCUCGACACGCUACUUCUUCUCUUCGCGAGUAUUCUCUGCUGCGGCACCGUCAGGCGCCCCUGCGACGGUCGAGGUGGACAAGGCUUCUGGGCGGGUGAAGCGGGUCCAUGAGGGAGUGAUCAAGCGCGACGAGCUGGCUGAGGCGGUCGACGAGGCAGACUGGGUCGAUGCUGGCGAACAGUGGAUCCUUCCAGGCCUUGUCGACGCGCAUGUCCACCUGAACGAGCCGGGCAGGACGGAGUGGGAGGGCUUCGAGACUGGUACUGCGGCUGCCGCUUCGGGAGGCGUUACGACCGUCAUCGACAUGCCGCUGAACGCGAUUCCUCCCACAACGACUGUCGAGAACUUGCACAUCAAGCUGAACGCUUCCGAGGGCAAGCGGCAUAUCGACGUCGGCUUCUGGGGAGGAGUCGUGCCGGACAACGCCGACGACUUGCAGCCAUUGGCGAAAGAGGGCGUCAAGGGCUUCAAGGGGUUCUUGUGCGAGAGCGGCGUGGACGAGUUUCCGGGUAUCAAGGAGGAGCACGUUAUGCGAGCGAUGGAGGAGCUUGACGCCGCCAAAUCGCUCUUCCUCUUCCACGCCGAACUCGACAACACAUCGCACUCGCACAGCGACCACGACGACCCUUCCGCAUACUCUACUUUCCUCGCCUCUCGCCCACCCGCGCUCGAAGAAUCCGCCAUUGACCUCAUCAUCCGCUGCGCCCGCCAGUUCCCCUCUCUCCGCACGCACAUCGUCCACCUGUCUGCCUCUUCCGCCCUUCCCGCCCUCCGUCACGCACGACGAGACCUUAACCUCCCCCUCUCGGUCGAAACCUGCUUCCACUACCUCUGCCUCUCUGCCGAGCAAAUCGCCAAGGGCGAGACGCUCUACAAGUGCUGCCCGCCCAUCCGCGACGAUGCGAACCGCGAGAAGCUCUGGCAGGCCCUCCUAGACGGCGAUGUCGACUUUGUCGUCUCGGACCACUCGCCUUGCACAACGGAGCUGAAGAAGCUCGAGGCGGGCGACUUCCUCGGUGCCUGGGGCGGGAUUGGCGGGCUCGGACUCGGUUUGAGCUUGCUCUGGACCGAGGCGAGCAAGCGAGGGAUUGCAAUGGAGAAGGUGCUCGAGUGGGUUGCGAGCAGGCCGGCGAAGCAGGUUGGACUUGAGGGACGGAAGGGCGAGAUCAAGGAGGGCGCCGACGCCGACUUUGUCAUCUUCGACCCGAAGGAGUCGUUCACGAUCAACAAGUCGGAGUUGCACUUCAAGAACCGCGCCUCUCCCUACGAGGGCCUUACGCUCACCGGAGCCGUCAAGAGCACGUAUCUGCGCGGCGAGAAGGUGUACGACCGCAAGACUGGCUUCAAGGGCGUCGAGGCGGACUUUGCGGGCCAGCUGUUGUUGUAG
This is a messenger RNA of Rhodotorula toruloides NP11, 1395 nucleotides long. Its product is annotated as allantoinase. NCBI's taxonomy places the organism in Eukaryota, Fungi, Basidiomycota, Microbotryomycetes, Sporidiobolales, Sporidiobolaceae. Gene Ontology annotation, molecular function: cobalt ion binding; zinc ion binding; allantoinase activity. The record is from RefSeq and is a predicted model, not a curated record. Gene Ontology annotation, biological process: purine nucleobase catabolic process; allantoin catabolic process. Bases 1 to 1395 code for a protein of 464 amino acids. The transcript is spliced from 6 exons. Gene Ontology annotation, cellular component: cytoplasm.